CUAUAGAUAGAAGCCUAUAAUUUCAUUUUUUCUCAUUACCAAAAAGAUUACCAGAGUUACAUAUCAGAGGUGUUGAUCUACUUGUGUACCAGAGAGGUUGUGUUUAAACAGCUCUGUGUUCUAAGAUGGAGUCAUGUGUUGUUCCUUAAGAAGAGAUGCUGAUAUGCCAGAGAUGCACUUACUCACAAGCAUGAAUAGCAAAGACAAAACUCAGUGUUUGCAAUUCUCCUCCACAAGAAUACAUUGUUUUUUCACAGCAAUUACUUUUCCUAGUAUUUAAAGGACAGUGACAAAAAUGAAAGAGCUGUAGUACACUGGAAUGCAGCUUCUGCUGGAGCUGCAAGAACUUCUGAAAGAACUUGUGAAAAUGUGCAGUCUUAAGUGCUGCGGUCUCAGAGCCCUUUUCCUAUUGCUGCUCUAUAGGUCAAUGCAAAUUCCUGAAACCGAAGGAAAAAGUGAAAUUCUACCUCCAACAAUACAAAAAAUAAUAAAAGGGUACAACAAGUAUCUACGUCCAUUUUUUGAUAAUGGUCCUGUGUCAGUUGGAAUGAGUAUGGAUAUUGCAAGCAUUGAUACAAUAUCAGAAAUAAAUAUGGACUAUACAGCUACCAUAUUUCUAAGGCAGCGAUGGACUGAUGAGAGACUUUGUUUUGAUGGUAAUAAGAGUUUGAGCUUAGAUGGUCGACUCGUGGAAAUGCUUUGGGUACCAGAUACCUUCAUAGUUGAUUCAAAAAGGUCUUUUCUUCAUGAUGUCACUGUUGAGAAUCGUCUUAUAAGGAUAUACCCUAAUGGCACAGUUUUGUAUGCUAUAAGGAUUACCACAACUGUUUCAUGCAGCAUGGAUCUGACUAAAUAUCCAAUGGAUAAGCAGACAUGUACUUUGCAACUGGAAAGCUGGGGUUAUAACAUCAACGAUGUCACAUUUUACUGGACCAGAGGAAAUGAUUCAGUUCGAGGUUUGGACACACUCCAGCUAGCACAGUACACAGUAGAAGACCACUUUACCUCUGUAUCUGAAGCUGUGUAUGAGACAGGACGUUACCCAAAACUUGUGUUUCACUUUGAACUCAAGAGAAACAUCUUGUAUUUCAUAUUAGAGACAUAUGUACCAUCAAUCCUACUGGUUGUGCUCUCCUGGGUGUCGUUUUGGAUAAGCCAGUCAUCAGUUCCAGCCAGAAUCUGCAUAGGUGUCACCACAGUCCUUACGAUGACAACACUGAUGAUGGGAGCCAGGACUUCACUCCCAAACGCUAAUUGCUUUAUCAAGGCAAUAGAUGUAUACCUUGGUAUCUGCUUCAGCUUCAUCUUUGGAGCACUGUUAGAGUAUGCUGUGACUCAUUUCUGCACUCUGCAUCAACUCAGCUCGAAGGAAAUUCCAAAGAUUGUUGAUGAUGAUGCUGAAGAAGAGAAGAAUGGAGUCCUGGCAGCAGUGACAAACAGUUGCAGUGCCCCUGAUAAUACGAACAAGACCAAUUCAAACAAAAGCAGACAAACCAGCACUGACAGACAAAGGGAGAGAAGUCAACACAGUGUGUGUAGUUCAGCAAUGUCAGUAAUGAAAAGACUUUUCUGUAUCUUUGAUUGCUUCCAUGUUAAAAAUCCUUACCACAUAGACAACUAUGCCAGAUUCUCUUUCCCGUUAUCAUUCAUCAUAAUUAACGUACUUUAUUGGGUGUAUUAUUUGUAUUUAUAAAUAAUUUAUUUUGUAAAACUGGUUUAAAGUUUAGAAAGUGGACAUGGGAGGGCAAGUUGCAGAAAAAUGGAGAAGUUACAUUUGGAUAAAGGGAUAUGAAAGGACAUGCCAUCUUUUCAAGUGUGUUUGAAAAUUUUGUUAAGUCACUAUUCUGCUUUUAAAUGUCUGUCAUCCAAAACUGGCUUCCUAUUAGCAUGCAUGUCCUAUACAAAACUACUUAUCAAAGGCCAAUUAAGUCCUUUUUUUAAUAUUUAAUGGUCAACUUUGUAAAAUAAGAGUUAUAUUAUACUUGUUUCUGAACUGCAUUGAAUAAAUGUAAAAAUAAAUGAAAUAUUGUUUCCCU
This is a messenger RNA of Corvus hawaiiensis (hawaiian crow), 2036 nucleotides long. Its product is annotated as gamma-aminobutyric acid receptor subunit pi-like. The transcript is spliced from 10 exons. Lineage: Eukaryota; Metazoa; Chordata; Aves; Passeriformes; Corvidae. The record is from RefSeq and is a predicted model, not a curated record. Gene Ontology annotation, molecular function: extracellular ligand-gated monoatomic ion channel activity; neurotransmitter receptor activity; GABA-A receptor activity. Bases 320 to 1693 code for a protein of 457 amino acids. Gene Ontology annotation, cellular component: GABA-A receptor complex; neuron projection; membrane. Gene Ontology annotation, biological process: regulation of membrane potential; chemical synaptic transmission; signal transduction.